Daphnia carinata is the source of this 1165-nucleotide messenger RNA. Its product is annotated as queuosine 5'-phosphate N-glycosylase/hydrolase-like. The coding region runs from base 69 to 1079 and encodes 336 amino acids. NCBI's taxonomy places the organism in Eukaryota, Metazoa, Arthropoda, Branchiopoda, Diplostraca, Daphniidae. The transcript has 8 exons. The record is from RefSeq and is a predicted model, not a curated record.
UACGUUGGCGGUUGGUCACGUUGGUACAAAAUCCUGUCUGCUUGCCAGCUGUUGGUGUUCCCCCCAAGAUGAAACCCAGAGAAUCUGCAGCUUUCAUAGCCUCUGUUUCAAAGGAUGUUAAACUGAAUCCAGUUGGCAUUAAAAGAGUGGCUUCAGAGAUCAUACAAGCAAUUGUGUCACAAGAGUUUGAACCAAACAAUAUGAUGAUUCACUCCUAUCCACUACCUGUGACUGCAGAUGCCUCAAGCAUUGAAUGGAUGUUUGUAGCUGAUGCUCUAAAUUUUUCAUUUUGGGCAUUAGAAGAAAAUGCACAUUAUUCUGUUGAGCUACAUGGAAAGCAAUAUACCGGUUACAUGGCGUUGUGUGCCGCAAUUACCAAAGCACAAGAGGCCGGUAUCGCAAUAACGAGUGCAAAGUAUUAUGCAACUGUAACGAAAGAAACAGUCAACCAAAUAUUUAUGUCCAGUACGGGGGAACCCAUUCCUCUGCUUGAACAGAGAUGGAUUAUUUUGCAGGAAUGUGGCAAAAUCUUAAAUGAUAAGUUUGAUGGUGAAUUCUGUAAUUGCGUCGGGCAAUCAGGAAACAGUGCACAAAAGCUUUUAGAUUUAAUUGUGUCAAAUUUUCCUUCCUUCCGAGAUGAAGGCGUCUUUGAAGGCCAAAGAGUUUCCUUUUAUAAGCGAGCUCAAAUUCUUGUGGCCGACAUCUGGAGUGUUUUUAAAGGAAAGGGACUUGGAAGUUUCUCCGACAUAGACACGAUCACCAUGUUUGCUGAUUACAGAGUGCCACAGGCGCUAGUUCAUUUUGGGGCCAUGGAGUACUCUGAGAAACUUUAUAAGUUGCUAUCUACCAAUCAUACAUUUAUGAAUGGAGAUCGAGAAGAAAUGGAAAUUCGCGGAUGUUCAAUUCACGCAGUGGAGUUGAUCAAGGAAGAGUUAAAAUCUCAGUCAGUGGAUUUCAACAAAGAAGAGCUACCAAUAAAUAGUGCUAUGAUUGAUUAUUUCUUGUGGGAAUACCGAAGACGGUUUGCUAAGGAUCUUGCAAAGGUUCCUUAUCACAAAGUCCGGUGCAUAUAUUACUAGUGUUACCCACAAUUAGAAAAAGAAAGAUAACUUACAUGCCAGUGGAGUAUGUCGACGAAGAAAUUGAAAUAAAUGUGCGUACCACA